This is a messenger RNA of Drosophila suzukii, 1064 nucleotides long. RefSeq lists its product as uncharacterized. The record is from RefSeq and is a predicted model, not a curated record. NCBI's taxonomy places the organism in Eukaryota, Metazoa, Arthropoda, Insecta, Diptera, Drosophilidae.
UAGUUUCUCACUUUAGUUCCGUAUUAGUUUUUGUUUGCAUGUGGCGACUUAAGUUUUUAGAAAUAUACAUUUAAAUAGUUCGUAUGAUGCGCAGCUUGUUUUCGGAUCGCUACAACAACAAACGCCGCGACUUUUACGAACGUUACGAAGCGGCUAGAGAGCUCCAUCCCAGUUUGCCCCCCUACGAGCGACCGGCGGAACCAGCCGAGCUGCAGGUCUUCAACCCGGACACCACUCGACGACGCUAUCCGUCCCACCGCCAGCUGGCCAAGCUGACGCGGGAGCAACUGGACAACGACACCUGGCUGUCCAGCAGCCGACUGUCCAUUGUGGUGCGCCGCGACAUCGAGGGAAGAAACCACAAGGUCCUGAUGCCCCGCUACAAUCCGGAAAAGGCCACCCAUGAGUUCAGCCACAAUGGCAGGGCACGACGUGGUCGUCCUCCAACGGCCGCCACUGUAGCCAAAUUCGCAUCAGAUUUUGCGGUUCAAGUCGGUGGAAUUCGCCCUCCUGCGCCCGCUGACGAUGACAGUUCUUCUUCGUCGUCGGAAGAGGAGGAGCUCAAAGUGGAAGAGUCCCCCAAGGAAUCGGAAGACACGGAUAGUGAGGGGCCUGAAUCGAAGGCAGCGGUGACCAGGACAAGAUCAAUGAGGAAAUCCAAGAAUUCGAAUAGUAACUCAAGCCAAACCGUAAACCAGAACAUUAACCAGAACGUUAACCAGAAUACUUUUAUUUGCCCAAUAGAAAGCUGCAAGCAAAACUUUAUACUACGCCACACUUUGUACAAGCAUCAGCGCGUGGCCGGGCACCACAGCUGGUCACACAAGUGCGCAAAGUGUGGCCAGGUCUUCCGCACAGCGGGCUUUAAACGCAUGCACGCCCCCAGAGCCUGCGAGCGCAAUGUGCUGAAGCUCAGAAUCUCGAAACCGAAUGAAGUUAAGCAACUUGGGCAAAGAACAAUGCCAGAAUAAAUCUGUCCUACCUCUCUCACUUUUACUGCCAUUCUGUUACACGGUGAAAAAAUAUUGUGAUAGAACAUUAAAGUGUAAUGCAUGUAAAUAUAG